Diaporthe amygdali is the source of this 1590-nucleotide messenger RNA. Its product is annotated as ncs1 nucleoside transporter. Lineage: Eukaryota; Fungi; Ascomycota; Sordariomycetes; Diaporthales; Diaporthaceae. Bases 1 to 1590 code for a protein of 529 amino acids. The transcript has 4 exons. Gene Ontology annotation, cellular component: plasma membrane. The record is from RefSeq and is a predicted model, not a curated record. Gene Ontology annotation, biological process: nucleobase transport; transmembrane transport. Gene Ontology annotation, molecular function: nucleobase transmembrane transporter activity.
AUGGGGCUCCAGCUCCGCCGGCGGCUAGAGCUCCGCUCCGAGGGCGACCAAUACGGCACAGAUGGGAGCCGCAUCUCAAACAAAGACCUGGAUCCUGUGCCACGGGACUCGCCACAGAGGACGUGGGGAUGGCCCAGCCUGCUCGGGUUUUGGAUCGCAGAGGCCUUCUCUAUCUCGAUGUAUCAGGUGUCGUCUACAUCUGUCUCCAAAGGCCUCAACCCCGGCCUCGCUAUCUUGGCCGUCUUUGUCGGGCACUGCCUCGUCUGCGUGCCAGCCAUGCUCGACGGCUAUGUCGGCUGCGUGCUGGGAAUCAAUUUCCCCGUCCUGACUCGGGCCUCAUUCGGCAUGCGCGGCUCCUACCUCGCCGUCUUUAUCCGUGGCGUAGUUGCAUGUAUUUGGUUUGGAACUCAGUCCUUCCAGGGCGGGCAGUGCCUCGCCGUCAUGAUCUCGGCCAUCUGGCCGCAGUUCGACAACAUGCCCAACCACCUGCCUGCGUCUGCCCAUGUCACUAGUGCAGAGCUUCUGUGCUUCUUCCUCUUUAUCUUUAUCCAGCUGCCGCUGCUGUGGUUGCACGUCAGCACUCUGCGGUACAUGUUCAUGGCCAAGACGCUCAUCAUGCCUGUGUUUGGCCUAACGCUGUUCACUUGGGCCCUCGUUGCAGCCAAUGGAUUCGGCCCAACCUUCUCGAAACCCACCCACAUCAGCGACGGCACCCCGGUUGUGGUAGUAUUCUUUCAGUGCGUCACCUCCGCCAUCGGGCCCAAGGCCACCCUUGCCCUCAAUAUGCCCGACUUCACGCGCUACGCGGCCUCUCCCCGGCAUGUACUCUGGGCCCAGGCUGUAGGCCUUCUCGUGCUUGUGACCAUGUGCGGCGUCGUCGGCGCCACCGUGUCUUCGGCGUGCGAGGUCAUCUAUGGCCGCGUCACCUGGAACCCGCUCGAGGUCGCCCGGCUGUGGGACAACCGCGCUGCACAGUUUUUCGCUGGGCUCUUCUGGGCUUUCGCCGUGGUGGGAACAAAUAUCAGUGCCAACUCGGUGAGCUUUGGGAACGACCUUAGCUUGUGGUUUCCCCGGUACGUCAACAAUCGGCGUGGAGCCUACGUCUGCGCCGUGCUGGGCGUAUGCACUAUGCCGUGGUACAUUCAGUAUAGCGCGACAUCUUUUUCUUCGUUCCUCGGCGGGUACUCACUCUUUCUGGGCUCCGUUGCGGGCAUCAUCGUCUGCGACUAUUGGGUCUGUCGGGCCAGGAGCCUUAGAAUAUCCUCGUUGUACGAUCCAAAAGGGACCCAUUAUUACACUAUGGGGGUCAAUCCCCGCGCCAUCAUCGCGUUCAUCUUUGGUAUCGUGCCGAAUAUGCCUGGGUUGGCCGUAGCCUGCGGUGGCAAGGGCAUCCCAAAACAGGCCACAUACCUAUACAGCCUCAGCUGGCUGGUCAGCACCCUGGUUUCAGCGUCCACAUACUGGCUGUGUUGGAAAGUGUGGCCUUUUCCAAUUGAUCAGAAGCAUGAAGUGUGUAUCGAGGGCCAGGCGCCGAAGUUCCAAGGAAAAGAGCCAGAGCAGAUUGAUGUUGAUAAGCUAGAAAUCGCUUGA